GGAGAAACCUUAGAACCGUUGUUGCAGGAGAACGAAAUAUUCCUUUGUUGUUCGGUUCAGCGUAACAGUCUAGCCCCAGGCUCUCCAGUCGGUUCAACAAUUUGCUCGUCAGGUGCUCAAUGGCUAAUCAUAUCCAGACAAAGGUCAGUGAUCGUCGCUGGCGAUGCUAAUCAUGAUUGCAAGAGCCACAUAAAUCACCACCUGAACUUAUUUGAAUUAAAAGGCUUAAAAUUUUCUAGAAUCCAAGAUCUCAACGACUUCCUGGUCAGUUGUAAUCUCGGAUUUGCUACCGUUAUAUCUAUGGAAGAUGAAUCUGACAAUGACGGCGAGGGGUUGAGGAAGAAGGACGCUGUGGAAGCUCUUGGUGCUCUGAUACCUCGUCGAAUGACCCAGCACUUUCGGCACCAAGAUCCCACCAAGGCUCGUCAGCGCAGCUACAUUGGUAGAAGUUUGGGCCGGUUAAUUCAGAGAACCUCUUCAACGAAGCACAAAACCGCAGGGUCUGGCACCAUAAGUAGCCGGCGCAGGCCGCUCUCAGUAGGGUGCAGCGAGGAACUCUUUUCUGAUCAUGCCGCCGUCGAGAUGGUUUCCCCUUCGAACAACACAGGGGACGAGACGGAGAGCGCUGUAUUUGGCCAGUCCUCUUCCAGCACACCUUCGUUUGCUGAUGAGAAGGAAGUGUUUGAUAUGCUGCGGCAGACUUCGCUUGAGUGGGAACUUGUGAGCAAACAGGAGUUAUCUCAAAGAAAUGCUGGAGGUGAGACCGAAAGUGAAGCAGAUCGCAGCGAGACAACAAAUUCAACGCAAUUUCCUCACCUUUCUCCUCCAAAUUCUCUGGCUCAAAGUCGUAUUCUCAGUAGUCAAGCCCAAAUCCAGGAUCUUUUCGAGGCCAUCCCAAUGCGAGUGCAGUCAUUUGAUUGGUUUUUGACGUUCAGCACAGAGGAGCACGGAUUCAGUUUAAAGACGCUCUAUCGUCGCUGCGACAACUUCAAAUGUAGUGAUUUGCUGACGAGCUUCGACACCGAUGCUGCCCAAACGGCUGGCGACUUCGAAGAAAGAACAGCGGUAUCGAAAAUGCGAUCUCUCUCUUUCAACCAAGAAAAUCAACCGUGCGUACUGCUCAUCAGAGACACAACUGAUUGUGUAAGUGCAAGUCCUGCAUUGUGGAUAGAUGGAGACCUCCACAGGGGUCGAAGCCAGGCCUGCGAAACCUUUGACAGUCCCCAGCUGAUCCCUGGUGGGGACUUCUGCAUUCACACCGUUGAACUCUGGUCACUCAGUUAA
This is a messenger RNA of Mesocestoides corti, 1284 nucleotides long. The record is from the annotation of a GenBank genome assembly. Lineage: Eukaryota; Metazoa; Platyhelminthes; Cestoda; Cyclophyllidea; Mesocestoididae.